Harmonia axyridis is the source of this 1037-nucleotide messenger RNA. RefSeq names its product ribulose-phosphate 3-epimerase (gene Rpe). Gene Ontology annotation, cellular component: cytosol. Gene Ontology annotation, biological process: pentose-phosphate shunt; carbohydrate metabolic process; pentose-phosphate shunt, non-oxidative branch. The coding region runs from base 180 to 866 and encodes 228 amino acids. Lineage: Eukaryota; Metazoa; Arthropoda; Insecta; Coleoptera; Coccinellidae. The transcript has a single exon. The record is from RefSeq and is a predicted model, not a curated record. Gene Ontology annotation, molecular function: D-ribulose-phosphate 3-epimerase activity; metal ion binding.
CACAGAAUCAAAAUGAUGGAGCAAGAUUGAGGUUAAUCAAUGUCUCAACUGAUAACAAUUUUUAAUCCUAUUUGUCAUUGAUUUUUCUGUAUCUAAAAACCUUUUUAGCUUAUUAAAUCUACAAGUGUUCAACUACAUAUUUUCAUUAACCAAUAUAGGACAAAAUUUCUUGGGUAAAAAUGGCCAGAGCACCUUUAAAAUGCAAAAUAGGACCAUCUAUUUUAAACGCAGAUUUAUCCAAUUUAUAUGCAGAAUCUCAAAAAUUAUUAGAUAGCGGCGCAGACUAUCUUCACUUAGAUGUUAUGGACGGUCAUUUUGUACCAAAUAUGUCGUUAGGUCAUCCUGUUGUUAAGUGUCUUCGAAACAAAAUACGUAAUACUUUUUUUGAAGCCCAUAUGAUGGUUUCUGAACCUGAAAAAUGGGUAGAACCUAUGGCAGAUGCGGGUAUUAAUCAAUAUACAUUCCAUGUAGAAGCAACUAAGGAUGUCUUUCCUUUAUGUAGACGAAUAAAAGAAGCUGGAAUGCAAGUCGGAAUAGCACUCAAACCAGGUACAGGAAUCGAGGCUGUGAGACAAUAUAUUGACAGUGCGGAUAUGAUUCUCAUAAUGACAGUAGAACCAGGUUUUGGAGGACAAAAAUUCAUGUCAGACAUGAUGCCAAAAGUUCAAUGGCUACGGAACAACUAUCCGUUACUUGACAUCGAAGUUGAUGGUGGUGUGGGACUAAACACCAUUACAGCAUGUGCUGAAGCAGGUGCCAAUAUGAUAGUAGCAGGAACAGCAAUAAUAGAUGCUAUGGAUCAACAAGCAGUUAUAGCAAGUCUUCGAGAAACUGUUGAAAGCUCAAUACAUAAAUGUAACGUUUAAGAUGAGUUGUUAUAAAGUUGUUAUUGUUAUAUUUUUGUUUCAACCAUCUUGAAAAUUGGUGACUAUUUUUUGAGAAUUUUAUUUACUAUAAAAUAUUUGUGCAAUGUAAACUUCUGUGACAUUCCUCAUGUACUUUUCAUUAUGGUAAUAAAAAGGGAAUUUUACAUUUGA